Molecule: messenger RNA, 486 nt
Organism: Fonsecaea monophora
Lineage: Eukaryota; Fungi; Ascomycota; Eurotiomycetes; Chaetothyriales; Herpotrichiellaceae
Exons: 1
Coding region: 1-486 (161 amino acids)
Source: RefSeq, a predicted model, not a curated record
AUGUCACCAUCACCCUCCCCGCCCGACCAAGUCCUCCCCAUGCCCCGCCCCUUCCGCGACCCGGCAUGGGAACAAGCCGAGCUCGCCUACCACACUCUCGCGGUGGCAAACCUCAACGCCCUGACGCGCUCGUACAACCUGAUGGCGCCCAAGAUCGCCCAGAAGCCGUACUACACGCUGGAGCGGGAGCUGCGGCGAUGCUUCGCCGACGUGGCGCCGCAGCUGGCCGACGCGAUCCGCGAGCGCAGCACGCGGCCCCCGACGAAAGUGACGCGCGUCGUCGCACGGACUAGAGGGACCACCACCGGCGGAGUGCUCGAUCGGCUCGGCGCCGAUGAGUGGACCGGCCAUGAGGGCACGAUCCGCGACGAGAGCGACGACAAGAGUUACGGCUUCAAGCAGUUCUGGCGCGACUUGUUUGGCGGUGCUGCUGGUGGCGAGCAGAAGACGGAGACUGCGUCGAGGCAGAGACGCAAUGUCGCGUAG